AGCAACAGUCUGUUAACAUGAUUCACGAGAGGUGGCCAUAUUAUUUACUCUCGUAAAAUAAUAGUUAGCGAAACGUAAUGUGUAUUUAAAUUUAAAACUGUUUACGAAAAAUUCGGAACGUCACUGGUUAUUUAUUUUGGAAUUGGAAUACAAUGCAUAGUGAGUUAUAGUUCGAAAAUGUGUCAUUUUUUAACAAAAAAAAUUAUUAUCCGAGUUAUUUUACCUUGCACAUUGACGGUAUGUUGGGUUAUACUAUCAUUGAGUAAUUACACGAGCAUUCAUGGAGGAUUGGAAACAGUUUUAUCCUUAACUUUAAACCCUUACAACAGUACAGUACUUAUUGUACAAGAAAACUAUAACGGAACUGAAAGCUUCUUAAUUAAUACACCGGGAUGUUUUAUACCCAACUACGGGAAAACAUUGACCUUCAAGGAAGCUAAAAUAAUGAAUAAGUCAUGUGGAGAGAGAGCUGUAUUCGUAAAUAAACUAUCAAACGAUUAUUUUACAAUCGUAAUAAAUGAGGUAAAAUUUAAAAAGUACGGUAACAAUAGAAGUGGUUACGAAUGUUGCUACCAAUUCAUAACCCCUGGUGUCGUAUUAGGAAGAGAAGAUUACACAAAUAUAAGAUAUACGAACUGUGUUUCGUUCAAAAAUGGAAGUAAAAUACAACUUGAAGAAGAGAUGAUAGCGAUAAAUUGUGCCAUAUUUAAACCUCAAAAAGAGAUUAUCUACAGAGAUGUUUAUAUUCUAGUCAAGAAAAAGAAUAAUAAGACGGAGAAACAUAAUUAUCCUUGGAACGUCAUGGUGCUAGGAAUGGAUACGAUGUCUAGAGGUCGCUUCAUUAGCAGCAUGCCAUCAACGGCGAAAUAUUUACAAACACAUCAUUGGUUAGAUUUCCGAGGAUUUCAAAAGGUCGGAUACAACACGUUCCCAAAUGUAAUGGCCUUAAUGACUGGAAAAAACACAACGGAAGUGCAUAGGCUUUGCAAAAACGGCAUGGACAAAUGCAAUGAUGUGAUGCUGUGGAGUCAUUUUAAAAAAGCUGGUUAUUACACCGCUACUGGAGAAGAAUUCUUAAGACUACCAGAUACGUUUACAAGAUAUAACAGCUUUAAAACAUCCCCAACCGACCAUUAUAUACGCCCAUUUUUUCUCACAGGAGAAAACAUGAUUGGUAAUUUUAUUUGCGCUAAGAAACAACCUUCAGCAAAACAUAUGCUUGAUUACGCAUAUGACUUCGCCAAUAGUUACAGAAAAGAUAAUUUCUUCAGCAUGUUUUGGAUGAACUCUUUUAGUCACAAUUUAGAAAAUGUUCCCUCUCUAAUAGAUGCAGAUAUGGUGGAAUUCUUUAAGACUAUGAGUGAAAGCGGUAUAUUGAAUAAUACCUUCGUUUUCUUUUUAAGUGAUCACGGUAUUAGAUACGGCCGAAUGAGGCUUUCGUAUGAAUCUUAUUAUGAGGAGCGUCUACCGAUGCUAUACGUAUGGGUGCCAUUAGCAUUUCGAGAUGCCUAUACAGAAAUGUAUGAUAAUCUGAUCAUUAAUCAAAACAGGCUUAUUACUCCCUAUGAUGUAUAUGUAACUAUGUUAAGUAUUUUAGAUGUAUCACAAAAGAAAUCUCUUGCUACCUCAGAAGCAUGUCCAAAUUGUUCUAGUAUGUUCCACGAGUUAUCCCCAUACAGAACUUGUAGUGACGUCAAUGUAGAUGAAAAAUGGUGCAGUUGUCAUGACGUCACAGAGUCCAAAAAAGAUAAUCCAAUAGUUUUAAGCGCAUUACACACUGCCAUUGAAGAUAUACAAGAAAAAAUAAAGAACAUUAAAACAAAGCCUUGUGUUGAGUGCCAAAAUCUGAAAUUAAAAACGUUUGUUAGAGCUCACGAAUAUAAGAAAUCAGUAAAUGAAACGAUAUUUAUUUUAGCGUUCACAUUGACGCCCGGGGAAGUAUCAUACGAAGCUAAUAUUGCAUAUAAUGGUCGUCAAUUCAGUGUUUUAAAUUCUACUGAGACAAUAUCUACAUACAACACGAGAGGAAAUUGCGUAAAAAAUGCUGUAGAUCGUGCCUUUUGUGUGUGUAAAAAACAGUUACAUUGUAAAAAAAUAAAAACAAAAUUUAGUUACUUGGCUUAUUUUAUUUUUCCUCAUUCGAAAACUACUAGUUACAGAUGAGUCAUAAAUAUUGCA
Molecule: messenger RNA, 2178 nt
Organism: Colias croceus (clouded yellow)
Lineage: Eukaryota; Metazoa; Arthropoda; Insecta; Lepidoptera; Pieridae
Exons: 5
Coding region: 178-2163 (661 amino acids)
Source: RefSeq, a predicted model, not a curated record